CAACCGGGAGCUCUUGGAACACCAGUGACGCACAGAUCUCACACAUUGGCACAUCUUCACCAAGUAGGAGAAGUACCCCGAUAUGUUCAGAUUCAUUGUUCUUGCAACUUGCUUUGCCGCUCUUGCGUCAGCCGGAGUAGCAAAAAAGAAGAUUGUAGUCCGUGAACCUGAAGCUCAAGGUACCCACCUCGGUGAAGUCAGUGUGGGUCUGGGGGGCGGACUGGGAGGAGGUCACUCCAAGACUUACGCCUCUGGAGCUGAGCUUACCAGUUUGGCCCACACCUCGGCCCUACAAGCCAAAGCAGCCGUCCAGGGGCAGAGCACCGCGGGAAGCCAGGCCGCCUUCGGUGCCAAGAGCAGCCUUGCCCAGGCCGCUUUAGGCGCCGCCGCCACCGCCCAGGCCGCCCUCGUCGGCAAGCAAGUCAUCGUCCAAGGCCUCGAGCAGCAGCUCCAGGACGCCGAGCACCAGCUCCAGGCUGAGGUGGCCCAGUACCAGCAAACCGAGCAGGCCGCCCAGGCCGCCCAGGAGGCCGCCCAGCAGUCCCAGCAGCAGGUCAACGCCCUGACCGCCGCCCUCGCCGCUUCGCAGGGCGGAGCGUCCCAGGCUGCCAAGGCCGCCGCUGAGGCUGCCGGAGCUGCUGCCGCGCAGCACGCCAUGAUUCAGGAAGCCAAACAGAGGGUUGCCCAUUUGUCCGAACAACUCCACAACGCUCUUGCCGGUCUGCAGGAGACCGAAGUCGCUGCCCAGAAGGCUGCCGCUGCGGCUCACAUCGCGCAGUCCAACGCUGCUGCUGCUGCCAACGCUGUCGCCAGCAGCGCAGCCCAGACCGAACAGUUCUCUGGACACGAAUUCGUUGGAGGCAUCGAUGAAGGAUACCACCACUAGGGACGAGGGGGUCACUCAUUGUAUAUAUCAUUGUCAUGUAUGGAAGUCUUUGUAGUUGUGAUUAAUAAAAUUUAUUUAAAAUA
This is a messenger RNA of Zophobas morio, 969 nucleotides long. RefSeq lists its product as uncharacterized. Bases 83 to 886 code for a protein of 267 amino acids. NCBI's taxonomy places the organism in Eukaryota, Metazoa, Arthropoda, Insecta, Coleoptera, Tenebrionidae. The transcript is spliced from 4 exons. The record is from RefSeq and is a predicted model, not a curated record.